Rhodotorula graminis WP1 is the source of this 867-nucleotide messenger RNA. Its product is annotated as small COPII coat GTPase. Gene Ontology annotation, molecular function: GTP binding; GTPase activity. The coding region runs from base 9 to 593 and encodes 194 amino acids. Lineage: Eukaryota; Fungi; Basidiomycota; Microbotryomycetes; Sporidiobolales; Sporidiobolaceae. Gene Ontology annotation, biological process: membrane organization; intracellular protein transport; endoplasmic reticulum to Golgi vesicle-mediated transport. Gene Ontology annotation, cellular component: COPII vesicle coat; endoplasmic reticulum exit site. The record is from RefSeq and is a predicted model, not a curated record. The transcript is spliced from 9 exons.
UGUCCACCAUGUCCGGCUUCUUCAGCUCCAUCUGGAACUACAUGUUCGACGUCCUCGCCAGCUUUGGCCUCGUCAACAAGAACGCCAAGAUCCUCUUCCUCGGUCUCGACAACGCCGGCAAGACGACCCUCUUGCACAUGCUCAAGAACGACCGCCUCGCGACCCUCCAGCCGACCCUGCAUCCGACAUCCGAGGAGCUCGCGAUCGGCAACGUCAAGUUCACGACGUACGACCUCGGCGGUCACCAGCAGGCGCGCCGCCUGUGGAAGGACUACUUCCCCGAGGUGGACGGCAUCGUCUUCCUCGUCGACUCGCAGGACACGGAGCGCUUCCACGAGUCCAAGGCCGAGCUCGACGCGCUCCUCGCCAUCGAGCAACUCAGCAAGGUGCCGUUCCUCAUCCUCGGCAACAAGAUUGACGCGCCCGGCGCCGUCAGCGAGCAGGACUUGAGGCAGGCGCUCGGCAUGUACACCACGACGGGCAAGGGCAAGGUCCCCCUGACCGACAUUCGCCCGAUCGAGGUCUUCAUGUGCUCGGUCGUCAUGCGCCAGGGCUACGGAGAGGGUUUCCGCUGGAUCGCCCAGUACAUGUAGAUGCGCGCUCGAGCCCUCGUCUGCGCCCGUCCCCCCUCUCUCGAGACCUCCUCCCACCUCUUUCUCGUCCUCUCCCUCGUCCUCUCCCUCUCGCCGUCCUCACGACCCUCUUUCCCCCUCUUCGUUGGGUCCCACCCUCUUCUCUCCUCCUUCCCUCGUCCGUUCUCGUCCCCACCCUCUUGCACCACACCCCCCUCUCGCUCUCGCUCUCCGUCUUCGCCGGUUCGUCUUCCUCCGCCCACCCUCUCGUGAAAAGCAUGUCUGUGCCCCGCCU